Struthio camelus australis is the source of this 6286-nucleotide messenger RNA. Its product is annotated as serine/threonine-protein kinase NIM1. Gene Ontology annotation, biological process: protein phosphorylation; microtubule cytoskeleton organization; intracellular signal transduction. Gene Ontology annotation, molecular function: ATP binding; protein serine/threonine kinase activity; tau-protein kinase activity. Lineage: Eukaryota; Metazoa; Chordata; Aves; Struthioniformes; Struthionidae. Gene Ontology annotation, cellular component: cytoplasm. The record is from RefSeq and is a predicted model, not a curated record.
UAUCUGUUUCUCAUCAAAUUUGGAUGGGAAAAUAGGAAUGCAUGUGUCUGCCCUUGCGUGCGCGCCUGUGCACACACAUGCACACACACACGCACCCCCCUGCCCCUUCAGAAAAGAACUCUGAUUGAUUUUUUCAGUAGGCCUCAGCUCCGGCACAGCGCUAAUGAGUCCAAGUCUUUCUUUUGACUGUGAUAUAAAUACAAUGAUUAAAGCUUCAUGAUUAAAGCUGUUCAGGCCCCUGUGGUAAAGGGAGCCUGGUGGUGGUGGUGGUGGGAUUCAGCUGUUCAGUUAUCACAGUGUUAAGUUCUAAGUAUGGUCUUUCUCCUGACAUUUCGCCUUCAGUUUUCAAAAGGAAACAGUUUUGUUCUCAGUACUAAGAUCAGCUUCUUUAAUGAUUAUAGUCUGUGCUGUUCCAUAGUCCUUGUGAUGUGUUGCAGUGCAGUGUAUGUGAAAAAGGUUUGAGAGAGGGAAACUGCAGGAACUUUAGAGCAUGCUGGAUGAAGAACUCCGUUUCUCUCUCAGAUGUUAUUUUGGAUGAUCUCAGAGGAGGCAGGAAACCAUGCAGUGUUAUGACAUACUUUAAGGAGAUUCAGACGACGUAUUUUAAGGAGAUUCAGAAAAAUUACCCAUUUUAUUAAUUUGAAUUUUGGCAGAGAUUUUCUCCAGGGCCUUGCUGAGUUGCUUGCUACAUACAGAGUGUUAGGUUCCUAAGCUCUGUGUAACCUUUAUUUUAAAUGCGCUCCAUCUUACAAAUAUAGUGUGAGAACACAUCUGAAUAUGUGCAAUUGAGAAGGUCCAAAGUUUACAGAUGCUAAAAAGCCAGUGCCAUAUGAAACAUCAAUUGCACGGGAAAGGAUGUGCAGGUACAAUUUGCUUUGUUGUUAAGCGGUUUUACCUUAGUUCUGUUUUUGUCUUGCCAUGCAGUCAUAGCACGCGCUACUUUUUCUGAGAUAAUUUCUCAACCUUUUCCUAAUGUUCUUCUCUUAUUCACUAAGACUUCAGGUAGUUCUUUUCAAACCUCAAUAUUCACUAGGUAUAGUUAAUCACAAUUUCUUGCUGCUAUGUUUUAGUGUUUUUCUGAACAAACUGCCCACUCAGAAUGCUUUUCUGUUCAGCACUGGUGCCGUGCAAGCGUAAUAUAGGAUUUGUAAGCUAAGCAUUUUUUGGAAGCAGAGGGAAUUAUUUUAAAAACGAAAAUGAGGUACUCUUACACACUAGUGGGGCUGGUUUUCUUUGCAUAUUAUGCAUGUGCAGUUGCACAUGCAUGUAAUUUAUAUGCGCUUGCUCCUGCUUUAUGGUGGUAUGAUAGAGGAUCAGGACCUUUAAUUUUAAAACUUUUGUUUGUUUCCUUUAAAAAUUUUGCAGGAAAACUGACCAUGAGGAAUGGUAAAUUCCAGCAAAAGGAGGAGGAGGGAAUUUUUCCCUCUUUGGGCUUUUCCUUUCCUCCUAGGUUGGUUGGUUUGUUUUGGCCCAAAUGCCCCCAACUUCUAUAAAGCAAGAGGUAACAAUGCAAUUCUGUGUUUAAUAUUGUGAGAAUUGUUAUCCCUCUAUCAUCUGAGCGUGUAGUUGUGCCAAUGUUAUGAGCUGUGAGCUCCGUUGUUGCUGACACUGUUUCCUCGUGGUUUAGGUGGUCAGUAUGCUACCAAUGUGACACGGAUUUUACCCCUCUAGGUCAGUAGUCAGAGGUCUGCCAGCAUUAGUGUUGUCUGCUGUUUCUGCUCAGUAGCUGCGUUUACUUCUGAUUCACCGUGCCACCAUCAGCACCACCGCAGGAAUAGGUGACAUCUUUCCUAACUGGCCCACUGGAAAGGAUUGAACGGGUUAGGGAGAAGCAGGAUGGGGAUGGCUGCCUUACACCUUGCACAGACAGACCCCUUCUGAAAAUAGGGACGUGAAGGUGAUAAUUCACCUUUUACAAGAAUCCCCCUGGAACGUCUGUCACAUUUUAGUAGUUGGAUUGAAAUAUGCAGUUAUGUUGUUAAGAAAUAUUAACACAUAAAACAUGGAGUUUCCUUGACCUGUACAGAGAUACAGGCAUACGUCUAUCAAUGACAUUUCCUCUGCAUAUAUUGAAACACUGAACUUCAGGUUAAAUAAUUUUAUAAUAUUAAGUAAAAACAUCUGGAAUCUUUUUAUACCAGAACAUGCAUGCAAACAUAACGGUCUUCUCACUCUUCUCUUAAAGUGACAAGUAAACAAUACUAGUUUUUUCUUUUUCAAUUUACAGCAGAAACUGAGGGAGUGUUUUCCUUUCUAAAAGAUCAGAUUAAAAUAGUAUUUGUAAGGAAAUUUAGGAACGUUCAAGAUUUUUUAGAAAAGCCCCUCUUCCCAAGAAGAAAUAGUUACCUUUACGGGCAUGUUCCAGUUUAAUUUUGCUGUCUUGGUAAGUUACAUACAGCCACUGUAAACCUAUUUUAACUAGACUAAUCCAAAUACUUCAAAUACCAACUGUAGUCAAGAUUGAAGACAAAAGUCGCAACCUAUUUAUUACUUAAUAUGGAAACAUGAGGGCAAUCCUAAUUGAACUAUUUAUAGUAUUUUGAGCUACUUUGGUGAUGCAGUGCAACUGUGUGUAUGUACAUCAGUGUUUUGUGACCCUUGGUUUCAUACAGAUGUGCUACAGAAACACGGAGAACUUAGCUGCCUGCAUUACCAGGACAAUAUAGCACAGCUAGCUUUGCAUCAAGGUAAAUAAGAUCCCUGCAACUUAUUUUGCUUUACUGUUUUAUUCCUUUCCUUAGUAUAAAAUCUGUCUGUGACAUGGACUCAUGGCCCAGUGCGGAAUACAGACACAAAAUUGUACUUUUUCUGUGUUCUAUACGGUACCAAGAACUACUUGUGUAUGAACAUGUUGGAAAAACUGGCACGCCUAUCCUGAGAAAGACGAACCUCUACAACACUGGGCUUGAGAAAGUAGCAAUUAAGAUUCUGGACAAGACAAAGCUAGACCAGAAGACUCAACGCUUGCUAUCCCGUGAGAUAUCCAGCAUGGAAAAACUGCACCACCCAAAUAUCAUUAGACUGUAUGAAGUGGUGGAGACUCUCUCAAAGCUGCACCUUGUGAUGGAGUAUGCAGGAGGCGGGGAGCUCUUCACUAAAAUCAGUACAGAAGGGAAGUUACUAGAAACAGAGUGUAAACUAAUCUUCUCCCAGAUCGUGUCUGCGGUGAAGCACAUGCAUGAGAAUAAUAUCAUUCACCGGGACUUGAAAGCAGAAAAUGUGUUCUAUACCAGUAACACCUGUGUUAAAGUGGGAGACUUUGGAUUCAGCACAAUAAGUACAAGAGAUGAAACUUUAAAUACUUUCUGUGGCUCUCCUCCUUAUGCUGCCCCUGAACUCUUCCGAGACGAAAACUAUGUUGGCAUUUAUGUAGACAUCUGGGCACUAGGAAUCCUGCUAUACUUCAUGAUAACUGGUAUUAUGCCAUUUCGGGCAGAUACAGUGGCCAAACUGAAAAAGUGCAUUCUUGAAGGAACAUACAGUUUGCCCCCUUCCCUCUCAGAAACUUGUCAGAAACUGAUAAAAGGAGUCCUUCAGCCAGUACCAACUGACCGGUACUCUGUCAAACUUAUUAUGAACAGUGAAUGGAUGCAAGGGAUACAGUAUCCUAAACCUUUAGAGCCCUUUAAACUGGAUCCAAAGUAUUUAUCAGAGAUCAGUACGCUCAAAGAGGAAGAAGUUGAAGUGAAAAGUAUUCUGAAAGAUCUGGGAAUCACAGAAGAACACAUUCAAAACAACCGGGGAAAAGAUGCGCGCAGCUCAGUAACGGGUGUCUACAGAAUUGUUUUGCACAGAGUACAAAAGAAAAGGGCACUGGAAAGUGUUCCUAUAAUGUCCAAUCCAGAUCCCAAAGAACAAGACUUUAAGAAAGAAAACAGUUCUUACAGUGGGCUAAAACACACAUCCAAACUGUGUUCAAUUUUAUAAAUUGCACUGGAGGCUUUAUACUCGGCACACUUAACAAAGGGUUUUAUUCAUUUUUCACAAGUUUUGGUGUUAAAUUUUUGUAAUUUUUAAAUAAACCAAAAAUGCCUUAUCAUCUCCUCCGUAUUUUUGAAUUCACACUGAAGUGGCUCAGUUGCAGGGCUCUAAUGGACUUACGUUUGUCCCUUGCUCCAGAGACCUGGCAUAGACAGCGCAAGAAGCGUUCAGGUAAGUAAAACAGGUAAGCGUUCAUUAGUGAAGGCAAUCUUUUAAUAAAGACCGAGUAGUAUUGCACUUUACACUCUUGGGCGGUAUCUCAGUACAGACAUGUAACAGUUAACUUCUUGAAACGUUUUACCUUAGCUUGGCACAACUGGACUACCACAAACCUGGACAGUUUUUGCAGAGAUCUGAGUUUAAGCAGAAACCAGCCCAUGCUCUAACCAACUGCAAUUUUUUCUUAAAAACUUCUCCAGCAAAUUAAACCUGGUUUCAAUUGUCUAUUAGAGCUUCAUUUUUUCAACUUUUAUUUACAGAAACUACAAUGCUGUCUGUCAAACCCAGAAACCAGCUGGACAAUGCGUCCCGAUUUGUCACAAUUCAGAAAAGCUGCCUAGUCAGAUUUAGAUAUGCUGCUUUAACCCUGCAUAUAUGGUUUUAAUUUCUACUGGAAUCAGCUGGGCUACCAUCUACUAACCUUUUAAUUAUUUUUAAGAUGCUGACAGUCUAAGAACCGCUUGGAAUCCAGUCGCACUCCCAAUAAAGAAACAACGAGAUAUUAACUGUACUCUAAAAUUCAUUUCGUUUUUCUUGCUUUAGCACUACGUUAUCAGUAAGCUGAAUGCAACUCGUAAAGGCAUCUGCUUAUAAAUCGAGCGUUCAAGGCUUCUACUAACUUUUGGCAUAAUUGGCAAUCGUGGGCUGGCAUAAAGCUAAUUUUGAUACUCCUGACAACUGCAAGUUAGAUGUUGGAAAGCUUGACCAUUUACACCAAUUGUUCUGAACUUCACCAAAAUGCAGAUAUUCCUACCUUUAGCUUUGAUAAGGUAUUUUAUAUUUUCAUGUGCAGCACCAUUGGCUCAAAUGCAAAUCCUGGAAAGAUACAGUAGCUGUCCUCCUCUGAACAGGCACAGUUGAAAUAUCUAAGCUAAGAGGUAGAGCCUAUGUUGUUUCAGUUAAGGCAAGUAAACUUAUACAGGACGUAGUGAUGUACGAGCUGGUGCUUUCAAAUUUGAAGGAAGGUUUGCUGUAUCUGUUACUGGGGCUGAUGAGAUAUCAGCUGACUUUAAAAGGAACUAAUUAAUGUAAAUUAAUCAGAGCAGCAGAAUGAGAAGCCACCAGUGGGCAUGUAGGCCAACUCAGGCUCAGGUAGGCAUAAAAUAAGAAACAAAUCACUUUCACCACAGUUGUGAAAGGGGGAUUAAAAAAAAAUACCAUCUUUCACAAGACAGUAAUAAGAGGAAUUGUAUCUCAUCAGCUAGGAAUGAAUUAUUCCCCUCUAGAAACAGUUUCUGUCUAAAAGCAUUUAAGAGAUCUGGAAACAUAGCCCUGAAGUACUGGUUUCCCACUAGCCUGAGCAACCCUUUCCGCUUUUAUAAUGGAAUGGUAUUAAGAAAUAAGAUCCAGGAGGUCCACCUCACUUGUGAACCCAGAACUUCAAACUUUCACAGGGCCAGUUUCCUCUUUCUUUCCUGUUAAAGAAAAAAAAAAAUCCUGAAAUCCCAGGUUUCAAAUAUCUCAAACUUUAUUUUAGUAAAGGAUCAGCCUCACAAACAGUGAGGUUCCUGCGGUUAACUUUUUGUGCCAAUAGCUCAGUCCUUGGCUUGUCCACUGCCAGCAAUGGACUUGGUUCCAUGGCAAACUUUUUUUUCCUGGUGCCAAGGUAAGUUUCAUGAGGGCGCCUAAACCCAAAUACUCACAAUGCUAUCUUCAUGCAUCAUUGUUCCAUCACUUUUCAACAGAACAAACAGAUUAGUACCCAGUAAUUCAUAAUAAGCAACUAUUUUACCAAAGCCUGACUGUACAAAUCCAGCAGAAGUUAUCAAAUCCUAGUGAGUGACAGAUCAUACAAACACUUCAUUACACCAAAAAAAUUGUAAUUUAACAGACAAAUCAUUUCUUUUGCUACUUUACAUUAUCUAAUGUAGCUCUGUAGGAUUAGACAAAGAAAGAAAACUCAACAAGACUUUGUUCUGUACAUUAACUCAUAUUUAAAUAUAUAUUACAAGCUUACAAGGCUCAUGUCAUAGUUCAUUUCCAAUCUGGGCUUUAAAAAAAAUCUACCCGAAUGGAUUCCCCAUUAGCAUUGUACAUGUACCACUUGUAAAAUGGCUAGCUUUUAGUUUGCGUGUUGGAAAAAAAA